UCUCUACCCUCCGUAGUUAUUCUCUCUGUCUCUCCCGAUCUCUCUCCUCUUCCUCAAAGCGAUCAGAUCUGCCAAGCGCUAGGGUUUCGUUGCUCCGAUCCUGUUGUCCGUUCAAUGCCGAUCCAUUUCUUGUAAGUUACUAAGGAGGGAUAAGCUUCGAAGUUAGCAUUGGUUGGAUCUGAUUCGAAUUAGAAGCGGCCGGCGAUUCUACUUCUGUCGGCGGGAGACUGUAAGAAGGAGAGACGGCGGAAUCGUGAUCCCAACUCAACUGUAGAUAAUUAACUACUCCGGCAAUUGCUUUAUUUAUUAAUUUAGUCUGUCUCUAGAGUAAAUUUUUUGGAUUCUUCUCAAUUGAUCUGAUUUGAUCGAAGAACAAGAAGAAGAAAGCGGUGCGGUGCGGUGCGGUAGAGUGAUUUGUUUUCUUUUCGAAAUAUGCAGCAAGAUCAGAGAAAAAAGGGUCUAAAAGAGGGGGAUUUCUUCACAGAAUAUGGUGAAGCGAAUCGAUAUAAAAUUCUGGAAGUGAUAGGGAAAGGAAGCUAUGGAGUUGUAUGUGCAGCUAUUGACACACACACAGGAGAAAAAGUUGCAAUUAAGAAAAUAAAUGACAUUUUCGAGCACAUCUCUGAUGCACUCAGAAUCUUGCGUGAGAUAAAGUUGCUUAGGCUAUUGAGACAUCCUGAUAUUGUUGAAAUCAAGUGUAUAAUGCUUCCACCGUCUAGAAGAGAAUUCAAGGACAUUUAUGUUGUUUUUGAACUUAUGGAAUCUGACCUUCAUCAGGUCAUCAAAGCUAAUGACGAUUUGACUCUUGAUCACCAUCGAUUCUUCUUGUACCAGAUGUUAAGAGCACUUAAAUUUAUGCAUACAGCAAAUGUAUAUCAUCGAGAUCUCAAACCCAAAAAUAUAUUGGCAAAUGCAAAUUGUAAACUCAAAAUCUGUGAUUUUGGGUUGGCGAGAGUUGCAUUUAACGAUGCACCAACGACAACAUGUUGGACGGAUUAUGUAGCUACAAGAUGGUAUAGAGCUCCUGAGCUAUGCGGGUCAUUCUUCGCAAAGUAUACGCCCGCCAUUGAUAUCUGGAGUAUCGGUUGCAUAUUUGCUGAAUUACUAACAGGGAAACCAUUAUUUCCUGGAAAAAGUGUUGUUCAUCAGUUGGACUUAAUGACCGAUCUUCUUGGGACACCAUCUGCAGACACAAUAAACGGAGUUCGAAAUGAGAAGGCGAGAAAAUACUUGAUAGGUAUGAGGAAGAAGCAACCUGUUGCAUUCACAGAGAAAUUUCAAAAUGCAGACCCAUUAGCACUUAAGUUAUUGCAAAGAUUAUUAGGAUUUGACCCAAAAGAUAGGCCUACUGCAGAGGAGGCACUGCGUGAUCCAUAUUUCAAGGGUCUAGCGAAAGUAGAGAGGGAACCUUGUUGUCACCCAAUCUCCAAGUUAGAGUUUGAGUUUGAGAGACGACGCUUGACAAAGGAUGAUAUAAGAGAGUUAAUAUUCAAAGAGAUACUAGAAUAUCAUCCUCAAAUGCUCAAGGAUUACAUGGCAGGCAAUGAUGGCCCCAAUUUCCUCUAUCCUAGUGCUGUAGGGCAAUUCAGAAAGCAGUUUGCCUAUCUGGAGGAAAACAAUGGUAAAAACGGGCCUGUCAUCCCGCCAGAAAGGAAGCAUGUCUCACUCCCUCGGUCCACAGUUAACUUGAGUGCUAAUAUGGCACCAUUAACUUAUAGUAAUAAUAGGCAAGGUUCAGAAGAAAUGUACAAUGUCGGCAUUAGAGUUAACGACACAACAAUUCCAGAGAACAUUAUCAGACCAUCGCGCCCACCACCUAGGGUCCCUGCAGCGAAACCCGGGAGAGUUGUCGGGCCAGUUGUACCUUACACAAAUGAUCAUCCAGCAGAGACUCGGAUAUUUAUUUACAAUGGAGGAGUAAAUCCAUCAUCUCAGCCAAUAGUUAAUAAAGAAAAACCCAGAUCAGAAGUUAAUAAUAACAUUAAGAUGAUGAUGAUGCCUGUUGUUAAAGAGAAAGAGCAACUACAACCUCGAACAACAUCAUAUGGCUUGGUCUCGAAACCAGCAGUAGUUUUGCAUACCAACAACAUUGGAAUGAACAAAGAUCCAUACUAUCACCAGCAGCAAGCUUCGAAAGUAAGCCUACUAAACGAUCAAAUCGCACUGAACGCCAGAUUAUUGCACGAGCAGUCUCAGUUCAGUGCGUCGGCUGUUGCUGUGACAGCAGCUCACCACAGGGAGUUUGGAUUGUCUUAGUUAGUGAUGAGUGUGAAUGUAUUUGUGUUUGUACAGUACAGUCUCAACAGGUCAACAAAAAGGUAGUUUUUAUUGUUCAUCACAAAGACCAACCCCAAGUAUAUACAUAUCAUGAGCAGGAGUUAGCCAGCUUAUUCAACAACCCUUCCCUUUAUUUUGGUCCAGAUCCUAUCAUGUUGUAGACAUAAUCAUUCAAAGUUCAUAAUUCAAUUCAUAUU
Molecule: messenger RNA, 2474 nt
Organism: Impatiens glandulifera
Lineage: Eukaryota; Viridiplantae; Streptophyta; Magnoliopsida; Ericales; Balsaminaceae
Product: mitogen-activated protein kinase 15-like
Exons: 8
Coding region: 433-2256 (607 amino acids)
Biological process (GO): protein phosphorylation; intracellular signal transduction
Cellular component (GO): nucleus; cytoplasm
Molecular function (GO): MAP kinase activity; ATP binding
Source: RefSeq, a predicted model, not a curated record